Messenger RNA from Pelobates cultripes (western spadefoot toad), 199 nucleotides. Lineage: Eukaryota; Metazoa; Chordata; Amphibia; Anura; Pelobatidae. The record is from the annotation of a GenBank genome assembly.
CCAGGUCACCAAGACCCUCCGAGAGGCAGUUGUCCAACACAGGUGGGGCCUCUCCCACACACUCGUGGCCACCCAGGGUCAGACUACCUGCCGUCUCACAUCAGCUGCUGAUUCUGACCCUUUCCUCUGCAGCCUGUGGCUAGACAGACCCAAGAACGACACCUCCAUCCCUGGACAUUCCUGGAACAUACCCAAUAUA